This is a messenger RNA of Raphanus sativus (radish), 1528 nucleotides long. Its product is annotated as protein ALP1-like. The transcript has a single exon. The record is from RefSeq and is a predicted model, not a curated record. The coding region runs from base 57 to 1358 and encodes 433 amino acids. NCBI's taxonomy places the organism in Eukaryota, Viridiplantae, Streptophyta, Magnoliopsida, Brassicales, Brassicaceae.
AACUGCUAACCUUUCAAAGUUCCAACUUGAUCCCAUCUCACUGUUUUCCAGAAGCAAUGGUCGCCGCCGCCGGAAAGUCAUCCGCCACCAUGAAAUCCCCUGCAAGUGAAACUCAUGAUGCAUCAUUACUUGUGAAUUCCAAAAAACGAAAACCCCACAGAAACCCAACAAACAAACCCCAAAAACUCCUUCUGAGUGACCCACUGCUCCGCCGUCUCUCUUCCGCCGCCGCCGCGACCCGUUCCUUCCUCCAAACCAACGAUCUCCUCCUCCCUCCAUCCCAGUCUCUCCGCCUCGAAUCUCUCCUCUCAUCUCUCCCAAUCGCUCCUCCUCCUUCCCACUCCUCCACUCCCGCGUGGUUCCACCGCUUCGUAAACUCCGCAUCAGAAAACGACGAUCCUCGCUGGCAUCUCUGUUUCCGAAUGUCGAAGCCAACUUUCUUCAAACUCCUCUCCAUCCUCUCCUCCGACUCCUCCGAUUCUACGCCGCUUCCUUCGUCCUCGCUCGCGGCUACCAUCUUCCGCCUCGCUCACAACGCUUCCUACACCUCUCUCGCUAACCGGUUCGGGUUCGACUCCGUCUCAACCGCUUCCCGCGCUUUCUUCACCGUCUGCAAGCUCGUGCACGAGAAAUUGGGAAAACUCGACGAUCCCAAGCCCGAUUAUUCGCCUCGAUUGCUCCCCAACUGCUGCGGCGUGCUAGGAUUCGGGAGAUUCGACGUAGACGGAGAGCUUCUCGGGUCGAUUAUCGUUCAGGCGGUUGUUGAUUCCGCCGGGAGAUUCGCGGAUAUCUCGGCUGGAUGGCCGGGGACGAUGAAACCGGAAGCUAUCUUCCGGCAGACCAAGCUUUUCUCCUCCAUGGCGGAGGAGGAGGAGGAAUCUAGAAGCUUCUUGAACGGAGGAGCUCCGUGCAAACUCGGAGAUACACCGGUGCCUCGUUACAUUCUUGGAGAUCCUCGUCUUCCUUUGUUGCCGUGGCUUGUGACUCCUUAUAGUGAGGAAGAAGAAGAAGAAGAUCGUUCCGAAUUCAACAACGUGGCUCGCACUGCGUUGCGUACCGUUGGAGUUGUGUUUGCUAAGGUUCGAGCUCGGUGGCGGAUUCUUGACAGGAAGUGGAAACCGGAGAUGGUCGAGUUUUUGCCGUUUGUCGUGACUACUGGCUGCUUGCUGCAUAAUUUUCUGGUGGAUUCUGGAGACGAUGAUUUACAGGACGAAUGGGCGGUGGUGGCUCGUGAUGAUAGUGAAGAGUAUGAGGAGGAGACGAGGAGGUCUGGAGGAGAAGCGUAUAUUGGGUCGAGCAGGAUCAGAGAUGCUAUUGCAGAGAAUCUGAGCCGCGUGACUUCGUCUAAGAGGAACUGAUAAUUUGUAAAUUGUGUAAGUCCCAUUUCAGUAUGCAGUUAGUUUCUGGCUUAAUAGGUGGACUAGAGAAGGUAUGUUUGGUUUGUGAAAUGUAUGCUUUCCUUUCUAGCCUGAUCUUGUAAAUUGUGUACGCCCGUUUCGAUAUGCAGUUUAUUGUUUUAGAAGAUGAA